UCGAAUCCACUUAAACAGGUUGUGUGUGUUUGUGCUAAAAAUUAACAUUUUAAUUUCAAAGUACCGUGAUUUCUGUAUAGUGAUGCGAUCUAUUUUCAAAAACCAGUUUUCAUUUGUGGCAUCAUACUAUUCUAAUUACGUUUUUGAAGCUGGCUAAUUUAAACUGGCGUUAAACUAAGAACUAAUAAGUGUUUGUUUUCCUGGAUCCUUGGUUUUGAAUUUAUCCUUGAGAUAAUUCUGUGCAGUCAGUAACUAACCUUAAUGUUGAGGUAAACGUUAUAGUCUUGCAAAUAUGACUCAUUUUUGUGUGGUUCAUCUUAAGUAGUGUAUUGUCGUUGUUGUAAAUAAGUGCAUAAUAAAAUUAUAGUUAUUCUGAACCGGGCAUAUAUGUUUAUGUGAAUGUGAACUUUUAUAAAAUGGAUUUAACUCUAUCAGACGCCGAUGCUGAAGCUGGUAUGCACGAGGUGGAUUGCGUUCCCCUGCUACCACUGAGUGACACAGUUCGAGAUCGUUUUCUACCGAAACAGCACAGCACGCAGUCUCUCAAAGCACCGUCGAGUUUCUACGGAAUAGACAAUACAAGACGCACAAGUGACGCAACAGAAGUUUACCAGAGUCAAAGAAAAUAUGCAUCGGAAACCUCGAUUCGACCGCGCUUCAACACAGUCAACGAUAUCUAUACGGAUGAGAUCCGCAGGCUUCGACAGCGGUUAGAUACAAGGCUACAUGAAGCUGUUAUAGAUGAAGACAUAUCGGAAAUCGAGCGUCUGAUUGGGAAUGGAGCUUCGCCUGCCGCGCUCGACCACUCUGGUUUGACUCCUCUACAUUUGUGUAUACUUCAUAAACUAAUCAAACCAUACGAGGCUCUGUUAAAACACAAAGAUGGCGCUAACGUUAGGGACGCACGAGGUCUAUCAGUGCUGCAUGUGGCAGUCUUGCACCGCUGGUUGCCAGGCGUGGACGCUGCCCUAGCGUCUGGUGCUGAUGUUACAGCACUAUGUGAUGCCAGCAAACCUUUGUUAUCCCGCUCGCUCAACUGCGAGAGAUACCAGCAUGUUUCUUAUGAAGACUUCGUUAAUGCAUUUGUACAAACACCGAUCCAGUUAGCAACAAAAGUUGGGGAUUUAGCUAUGUUGCUGAAACUUUUAGAUGUUGCUGGACAAAUGGGAGUAAUAAAUUGUCGAAACAAAAAAGGCCAAACGCCCCUUUAUACGGCAAUUAUGAACGGUAACUUAGAUGCUGUGGAGAUUCUUAUCAAAAAGGGAGCAUGCGUAGACAUUGUCUCAAGAAGAGGAGAAUCAGCUUUGCAUAUUGCUGUACGUAAACCCGUUAUUUUAAAAUAUUUGCUGGAUAACACAAAUUGUCCAAGCUCCUUCAGCGAAUACGGUUACGCCCCAAUUCAUAAAGCUGCAUAUUGUAACAAACCAGAAUCAGUGAAAUUACUUCUGAACAAGUUUAAUAAUAUUGAGUUAAAAACAGUAUCCUUGAAAAAUAAUGUUAGGGAGGACAAAUCAGGUGGCUCUACGGCAUUGCACAUGGCUGCAAAAUAUUUCAGCAACGAAACAGGCGAAGUUUUACUGGAAAUGGGUGCUAAUCCUAAUGAAGUUGAUGAUCUUGGAAAUACUCCUCUACAUGUAGCGGCUAAAACUAUGAACAAGACUAUGUCCGAAAUACUCCUGCGCAAUGGAGCAGUACUAUCAGCUAAAGACCAAGAAGGAAAUUCUGCAUUACGUAUAAUAGCUACUAAAUUUCAUGAUGCCCUAAACUUUUUUGAACAAGUGUUUGAUGAAUUCGUAUGUACUAAGGGGCUAUAUCCUAUGGGGACAACUGUAGUUUGUGUAAACUAUGAAGUGCUUUCGAGAAACAGUGAUUCAAGACAGAUAAAAGCUAUAGAAGAAUUUGUGAGCUGUGGUCUACGAAAAAUACUUUUGCAUCCAUUUAUUGAAAGCCUAUUGUAUUUGAAGUGGAGACAACUUUUGCCUAUAUUUUAUGUGUUGAUGACGGCGUAUGCAUUAUUUCUGGUUUCGUUUAAUAUUUUCGUUGUUAACGUGUUUUAUUGUAAGGACAAUAUGAUUCAUGUCAAUAUGACUGAAUCUCAUUCGAAUAGAACAAAAAAUUCAGCUGAGUUACCUUGGUUCGAAAUGUUUGACAAAUGGUACAACCUGCUAUUAGGACUGAUAUACGUUUCAAUUGGUAUACAAGGUUUACAGGAAUCCUUCUACAUUUAUUUGAAAAGGCUACACUACUUUGAUAGUCUGGAGUCAUGGGUGAAACUGAUUGGUCUUAUUCUGGCCGCCGUUCUUCCGCUAACAGUGCAUUUUGUGGAGAUGGCAGCCUGGCAACGUCAUGUUGCCUGUGCCGCACUGUUGCUGGUCUGGCUUCAAGCAAUGUUCUUGCUGUCCCGAUUCCCAGGGUGGGGAUAUUACGUUCUCAUGUUCGGAAAGGUCGCAAUCAAUAUGUUCAAGGUUUUCAUCACAUCCAUAUGUUUAGUUCUUGGAUUUGCUUUUUGUUUCAUGAUACAAUUUCAAUCUGAACCACCUUUCGAUGGGCCGAUAUCUGCAGUCGUCAAAACACUUAUUAUGAUGUCCUCCGAAUUUGACUAUGAAGACCUAUUUGGGCAAGCCCAUGAUAAACAACUUAAGCACUCCAGAACAAUUGUCCGUUUGCUCUUUUUGGUAUUUGUCAUUUUUGUAGCAAUAGUUCUAGUGAACUUUAUGAUAGCUGUCGCCGUAAGUGAUAUCAACAAUCUGAACAUAGCAGGAAAUAUUAGUAGGCUCGAGAAACAAGUAGAUUUACUUAGUUCUUUAGACGUUUUUGUUAACUGUGGACCAUUAUCCAGAAUGUUUAAAAAUAAAUACGGCGGUAAAAGAUAUCAUAAAAAGAUGUAUAAUUCAAUUAAAGCAAAUAGGACAUGGUUUGUGGAGUGUUCAUCUUCAGUGGAAAUGUAUCCUCAGAUUCUUCCUUCAGCACUAUACAAAGCUAUUAUAGACAUAGCAAGAAAGAAAGAUGAACGUUUCAUGAACACUAAUGUAAAAAAUGCCUCUACAACUAAACUUGAUGCUUUAUAUGACGCUAUCAUAGGCAAUGGAUUUGGAAUUGAUGUUAAUGAUAAAGAGAAAGAAGCAAAAACGUAUUGGCUGAGGGAGACGAUAAUAAAACAAAACGAAAAGAUAAGCCAAUUACAGUGUGACGUCCUUGCUAUAAAAGAAAUGUUAGAAGAUACAAAACUCACCAAAACUGCAGGUGAACGAAUUAGCUUGUGAUUAUAAGUCAAAGGGCAAAGAUAAAGCUAGUGGAUAUUUUUUUGAAGGGAAUCAUAAAACAAGGAACUAUGUAACUGAGACUGAUACAAGCUCAAGGAUACUAUUCAAGAAUUUUAGGCUUGCACAAUCAAUUUGAGAAGACUUUUUAUUUUCAGAGAUUGCUCAUUUAAUGACACGAUACGAAAAGAUAAAAGAGCAAAACGCCGUAAAUAAAAGUAAGGAUAUUUCCGCUCGAGCAAAUGGAUUCUCGCAUCAAGUAUUAGAACAAAAUGUCGCGUUGUAUAAAAUACGUCGCAGCGCCGGUUUAUUGACUUGCAUUCUGCUCUGUCCCGGUGCCUCGCUGCAGGAGAACACAGUAUGUGUUAUUAAAACAGUGGUGCAAUCAUAUUUUGUCCAGUAGCCGUAUCAUGGAUGGUCGUGCGUUUGUCUCUAAAGUGAUGACUACAUAUCACUUUCGAGAUCGCAAUAAUGCAUUUAAUUUUGGCGCGAAUAUAAGAAUGGACUUGCGCGUAAGAACGAAAAUUAUACUGGACUGUUUAAUAAGUAGUCAACAUAGCAGAUUGAAGAUUAUAUUAAUGAUAAGUGAAUAUUGUGAUUUUUUGGCUACAUUAGUAAUCUCUUUAUUUUACAAUAUUGUAUAGGUAGGUUCAUAAGUAAAGUUAACGAAAUAAUAGUUUGCAUUUAUAUUUCUUAAUUGUGAUGUACAUAAUAUUUUUAAUUACUUUAUGUUUUGAAGACCUUCUCAUAGAAUUCUUAAGUUUAAGUCUGCUGUUUUGUAUAUAAUUAUAUUAAUUAACUUAAUAGGCAUUAAAUCAGUUGUAAUAAUUUUUGUUGUUCAAUUCUGCACGGUGUAUUUUGUGCCCAUAACCCU
Leguminivora glycinivorella is the source of this 4134-nucleotide messenger RNA. Its product is annotated as transient receptor potential channel pyrexia-like. Gene Ontology annotation, biological process: transmembrane transport; monoatomic ion transport. Gene Ontology annotation, molecular function: monoatomic ion channel activity; protein binding. Gene Ontology annotation, cellular component: membrane. NCBI's taxonomy places the organism in Eukaryota, Metazoa, Arthropoda, Insecta, Lepidoptera, Tortricidae. Bases 417 to 3263 code for a protein of 948 amino acids. The record is from RefSeq and is a predicted model, not a curated record. The transcript has 9 exons.